AUGGUGGAGUGGGACAACAAGGCUGUAAACAUCAGUGAAUAUUUAAAAUUCAAGGGGAGAAUUAAGUUAGACAUAAAAACUGGGGCUGUAACCAUUACAAAUUUGACCAAGGAUGACAGUGGAUUGUAUGACGCAGAAGUUAUCAUUCGAGGAAAGUUAAUCAACUUAAAGCACAGAGUUGAAGUAACUGACCCUGUCACUAAAGCAAAGGUCACCUGCCUAAGCAAUGCAACACUACACUGUGAGGCAGAGGGUGACUCUCUGGAUUACAGCUGGUCUGGGCCUGGACUGCAGACUGCAGAGAUGAGGGGUCAGACUGGACCACAGAUCAGUAAGGAAAACCAGGACGCAGUCUACACCUGUGUGGUGAACAACCCAGUUGGUGACAGCAGUGUGACCUACCAUGCCAGUGACUGCUUUACCUCAGGUGCAUCCUCAAAAACCAUCAAUGCUGCCACUAAUGGAAUAGUAACCAUACAGCCCCUGGUUGAAGGAGAGAUAGAAGACAUUCUGUGGAAGCACAAAGGCAACAAGAUGGUGGAGUGGGACAAUACGGCUGUAAUCGUCAGAGAAUAUUUGACAUUCAAGGGGCGGAUUAAGUUGGAUGUAAAAACUGGGGAUGUAACCAUUCAAAAUUUGACCAAAGAUGACAGUGGAUUGUAUUAUGCAGAAGUUAUCAUUCGAGGAAAGUUAAUCAUCCGAAAUCACAACGUUGAAGUAACUGACCCUGUCACUACAGCAAAGGUCACCUGCCUAAGCAAUACAACACUUCACUGUGAGGCAGAGGGUGACUCUCUGGAUUACAGCUGGUUUGGGCCUGGACUGCAGACUGCAGAGAUGAGGGGUCAGACUGGACCACAAAUCAGUAAGGAGAACCAGGACUCAGUCUACAGCUGUGUGGUGAACAACCCCGUUAGUGACAGCAGUGUGACCUACCAUGCCAGUGACUGCUUUACCUCAGGAGAUCAUCAGCUCAUCCUAGGUGUAGUGUGUGCUGUUGUUGGAGUCAUUGCUCUUGCUGGGUUGGGCUAUUACUGCUACAAGAUCAACUCAAGAGGGCAGACACACACUGGGAAUGAGAUCAAACGUGAGACAACUGGAAAGAUUAUACCCAACCAAAAGAUGGAGGAGAGUGUACUGUUGUUCCCUGGAAAACCUCAAGCUUCAUCUUUUGCAGAAACACAAAAUACCUGUGAUCAAUCUUUAAACUCAGUUGAAGGUGAACCUACAGGUGAUAUUCAUGAAGGGCAGAAAGAGAGAAUAGUGGAAGGGGGUAGUUUAGAUGGACAAUCUUCAAAUUCAGUUCAGGAUAAACCUCCCGCUUAUGAUGAAGAAAUGAACAGCAACAUUUCUGAUGUUUUCAAUGAAGGUAAAAUGGCAGGUUAUGUUCAGGCCAUGAAACAACUAUAUGAACUAAUUCCUGUUGAAGACAAGGUAAAACAUUUUGAAAAAAUGGCUCUAAUGAUCCCAACAACUCGUUAUGUUCCCAUGAAUGUCCCGGGCCCCUUUAAGGAAUCAGACUCUACACCAAAGUCUGAUGAGAGUGCUGAUCCUGAUCAUCAUAUAGGUUCCUCCUCUGGAUCACCCAGACAGUCUGGAGACGCUGAUCAUACAUUUAGUGAUGACAGUAAGUCUCCUCUUCUGCACCUGAGGAACGUAGAGAGCACGUGUGAGAAUGAAAGAGGCACAAACACAGGGACAGUGAAACAAAACCAGAGCACCAUCAACAAACACCCCUCUGGAUCAGCAGGAAAUACCAGCACUGAUGCCAGAGAUACACUAUCAUGUGAAAGGAUGAAGGAGAGUGUGAAUGUAGGAGACAAUUCAAGUGGAAAAACAAUUAUAACAGGCAGUCAAGCUACUCACACAGCAGCAACAAAUACCUGUGACAGGUCUUCAGAUGCUGAGGAUAGAGUAACAGGUGAUGUUCAAGAUGAAAAAAUGGAUACCACUGUUAGGCUCAGCAAUGAUGACGUCAACAAUAUACCAAUGCAUGAAGGGCAGAAAGAGCGAAUAGGGGAAGGGGGUAGUUUAUAGAUAGACAAUCUUCAAAUUUAGUUUAGGAUAAACCUGCUGUUCAUGAUGGAAUGAAACAGCAUGAAGAAAUGAACAGCAAUCCCACAGAUGUAAAGAACACACCAACUUCUGAUGUUUCCAAUGUAGGUCAACCUCCAUCUCGCGUUGAAACCAUAAUAAAAUAACUUUCAGAUGGACAAUCUUCAAAUUCAGUUCAGGAUUAACCUGCUAGUCUGUACUCUGCAACAAGGUCUGAUGACAUUGCUGAUCCUUCCUCAACAUUUGUAACAUGCCCACAAGCAGAUUCCUCCUCUGGGUCCAGCCUGUCCAUGUACACUGAUGCUGCUAGUGUUGCCAGUAAGACUUAUUGUUCAGCUGACAUGAAUAUGGAGGGGAUGUGUGGAAAUGAGAAAGAAACAAACACAGUAGCUGAGGAACAGAACCAAACUGCCGACCCGGCACUCUCUGGAUCAGCAGGAAGCAUCAGGAAUGAUGACGUCAUCAACACAUUACCACAUAGAGGGCAGGAAGAGGGAAUGCAGGUUGACGAUAGUUCGGACGAAGAUUUAUAGACGAUAGUUAUCCAGACUUCAACAGAUAAUCAAGAUACAACAUUUCCUGAAGAACCAAACACAUAUGCUAAGUCUUCCAACAGUACUGGUGACAAACCUACAAGUGAUGUUAAAGCUGAAAUAGCAAUGACUGAAGGUAAAAGUAAUUCAGCAUCUGUGAAGUGCUCCAAUACUGACUGAUGAUCCAGUGAUUGCACAAUCUGCUGGCACACAAGCUCAUUCACACAGUGAUACACUUGACACCCCAAUUGGACCCCCAGACCCAAGUCAAAAUGCUUACAGAAGAACUGAAAGAACCUUCAGACAACCCCCAAGGUAUCGAAUCAAAUCAAAUCAAAUCCAAAAUCAUUAUAUUCAAUAACUUCAUUAUGUAUUUUGUUGUCUUUUUCUGCAAUCAACCACCAUUUUGUCCUAUGUGUAAACUUCUACUCACAACCAUUGUUUUCAGUUUUGAAACUGAAUUAAUUGUAUUACUGUAUGUUCUUGUUGGUUCUUACCAAUCUUUUGUACAUUUGUAUCAGCAGAAAAUAACAUGAUGGCAGCCACAUCUAUCUUGAUGAUGCAUAUCAUAAUUCUUGGCUUUUAGAUAUUUGUUACUGGACAGGGCCGUCCUGUAAGAAUAACAAAGGCAAACUA
Messenger RNA from Clupea harengus (Atlantic herring), 3224 nucleotides. RefSeq lists its product as uncharacterized. Gene Ontology annotation, cellular component: membrane. NCBI's taxonomy places the organism in Eukaryota, Metazoa, Chordata, Actinopteri, Clupeiformes, Clupeidae. The coding region runs from base 1 to 2037 and encodes 678 amino acids. The record is from RefSeq and is a predicted model, not a curated record. The transcript has 6 exons.